Molecule: messenger RNA, 1864 nt
Organism: Malania oleifera
Lineage: Eukaryota; Viridiplantae; Streptophyta; Magnoliopsida; Santalales; Ximeniaceae
Exons: 3
Coding region: 317-1456 (379 amino acids)
Source: RefSeq, a predicted model, not a curated record
GUUUCUGCGCUUGAAAUUCAACAAAACAAUGACUAACGCUCGCUCGUUCGUUCAAGCACAUACUUCUGAAAAGAGAGCACGAAAAUUCUCCUUCACCCCCACCAUCACCGCCACCGAUAUCGCCAUCGUCACUACCGAGCAUCCAAACGCCGGAUCUGGGGUUUUUUUUGCACCAAUAGUUCUGGAUUUCCCAUCAAUUUCAACUCGUUCUUAGAAUUCGCCCUUUUCCCUAUCGAUGCGGUAUGCACUGAUUGUUGCAUUGUUUUUCGACGAUUUAGGAAGAAGGGGGCUCUGAGGCAGGCAGGAUUGUUACAGGAUGAUGCAAAUGCAAAGAGAGAGACGCAAUGAUGAACAUCAUUACCAGUAUCAGUCGUUGUAUUCGGAUCGUGUUGCGAAUCGCGACAAUGGUACUUCAAUGCCAUCCAAGCCUCAUUCUUUAACCGGUGGUGAUGGCUGUGGUGUUGGUUUUAUUGAACACCCCGUUUCUAAGAUGGAUACUCUUGCAGGCAUCGCCAUCAAGUACGGCGUCGAGGUGGCAGACAUUAAGAAGAUGAAUGGCCUGGUCACAGAUCUUCAAAUGUUUGCCCUCAAGUCAUUGCAUAUACCAACCCCAGGAAGGCACCCACCGUCUCCUUGUUUGUCAAGUGACUGCGAUACACCAGGACGGAGCUGCUUUGACCAGACCCCACGCCGUCAUUCUGAUUUGUUUGACUCGUUCCAAUCUCUAAGAAUGAAAUCUCCUCAGCAGGUCUCCCCAGCCAUGAGCAGUUUACAAGGUUACUAUGGGCUUAAAACAAAUCAAAAAAGUCCAUCAGAUGGCUUUGAAUUGGCAGUCUAUAGGAGAGGAAGUGCUCAUUAUUUAGAAGAUGAAGUGUUACCAAAAGCUUCCAUGGCUUCUAACCCACCUCUGGGCCGCCAUCGGAAAUCUAGAAGCGUAGCUAAUGGUUUCCUGACAGAGAAUGGCGAACUGAUUGAUGAUGUGCAUAUGGCUGAGGCUAGAGAAGGGGAUUCUGAUAAAUGGAAUGAGAAAUUAGUUAGAAGGCGUCAGAAAUCCGAGGCUGACUUCAGUUCCCACGCCCCAGAAAUGCUCUUGAAGGAGGAUAACAGCAGUGGUGGUGGGUUUUCAGCAAUAGCAGGAAAAGGCCUAGCUUUGAGGCCAAAAGCAGCAGGCCGAACUUCUUUGGCAGGUGAAAUGGAUGCAGGAUGGUCAAACCUUGUUCCGAUAGGUAUAGGUGAUUCAUCUGUGGCUGAUGGUUUCACUGGGGUACGGAAGUCAUCAAGCACGUCAAGUUUGCAAGAUCAGGACAGCAGUAGUUCUUUGUCCAUCUGGCCUACUUCCAAGUGGAGCUUGAAAUCUGAUUUACAGGCUCUUUCCAAUACAGCCAUUGCAAGACCAAUCUUCGAUGGCUUGCCGAAGCCAAUAACUGGGCGAAAAAACAAAGCUGCACUCGAUUAGCAGAAGCCCUCUUGCUUCAUUUGAUUUAUUACCAUUUUUGAUCCACAUUUUUUGAGGGCUACAAGUAGAAGUUUUUGAUGAAGAACUAGGAAGAUGAAGAGGGCAGAAAAAGAACUGCAAAUAAGAUGUCAUUACUGUAUGUUGGGUGCCAUAAAAUUUUAUUUCAUUUCUUCAUGAGCUGCUAGAGUGCACUGGAAGAAGCUGCAGGAUAUCAAAAUGUUCUUGGAGUGUGCAGACGACACAUUUUGACUGAUAAAAAUUUUUGCUACGGAAAAAUGAUGUAUGCAAAUGAAACUACAGAGACUGUAUAUUAGGUUUGUAGGACUCUCUUUAGUAAAUAUGGAAAGAGAAAAUAUUUAUACAUGUAAUUCUUUAUUUAUUCCAAUUUGUUUUGUUCUGUUCUGUUCA